AUGAAUUCCCAGGAUUCGAGUCAGGCACACAGAAUUUGCAAACAAGCUUUUCAUUCCGUGGAUGAUUGUAGAAAGCUGACUUUUGCAGCAAAUACUCUGCCCCAUUUUAUUUGGGAGGAUAAUCAGUUGUCGAAACGAGGAACGCAAACAACGAAGCACAGCAUAAAUACAGACGGUGUGGAUACCUUACUGAAUGUGAGACGAGGACCUUGUGAAGGUGUUAAAAAGUGCACUGGUCCUGACAGUGCCUACGCUGUGUCAAACAGACAAAAACUUAAUCGAUGCAUACAGCACAAAGGUAACUUUUCUCUAGUUUCAACUAGACCAUGUCCUGAGCACAUGGUUUACAUAUGGCUGUGUAGCGACGAUGGAAGGUGAUGGGUUGGUAUUGUACCAGGCACUCAACAUAAUCACGAUAAACCAGCUCCGCAUGUCAUGUCAAGCAAAGUCAAAGAGGACAUUCAAAGGGUUGUAUCUAACGAUAGUAGUAAAACUACUAAGGAUAUUAUGAAAGGACUUGGAAUUGGUUAUGUUCCCGCCGAAGCUAGUGCACCUGCAGCUGAUCGUGUCAGGAAGGAAAGGAAAAUGGCACUUGGCAAGUUGAUGUCUGUUCAUAAAGAACUAUGCCCACUAGAUGAGGUUCUUUGUUUUGACAAAAUUCGAAAGAAAGUGGAAAGCAAACAGUUGUACGAUGACAGCACAAAUAUCAGCAAACAAGUGAACCGAAUGAUGGGACAAUACCAAAUGGAAGGAUGCAAAUACAUUUUCUCACCCAGUAGGAAGUACGCUUUUCUCUAUGGCUCCAUUUCAGUCAGCUCUUUUGAGUACAGUGGAGGACUUGCUCAUGGAUGUGACUGACACGGGAAACAAGUCUUUUCCAUACCUUUUGAACGUUGUAACUUUAAAUGAACAAACGUGUGUGUAUAACGCGGUAUCACGAGUGCUAUGCAGCAGACAUGACAGCAAAAGUUAUGCAAAUUCAAUAACAAAAAUUUUUGAAAAGGUUACAAAAGAUCACGCUCAUUUUUCGAAUGGCCAUAAUUUAAGGUCUAUUCUUGUGGAUUUCGAUGAUGCUCAAUAUAAGGGAUUGCAACAAUGCUUGGGCGGAGAGCUAGCAAAAAAAGUAAUCCAGGGAUGCAGUGUCCACUGGCAACGGUCAGUUAACCGAGUAUGUAAACUGGCUUACCAGAGUGAAGAUGAAAUUUGUGUGUUCAAAGCUUUAGCUAAGAAAAUUGAAGAAGAGCAAAACAAAGAUAACGUUUUGCUCAUUUUCGACGUGCUUUCAGGAUCUAGAACAUUACAAGAUGCAAGGCAGUUUGUCAAAGAAGACCUACUAUCAGAACUUAACAAAAUUGACAACCAUAAUUGGACAAGACUUAAGCACUGGAGUAAAUGGUGGUGUCAGGUGAAUCAUCUUACAAUGUUUACAAGGGCGUUUAUGGAAAUGAAAGAGAAAGAUUGGGAACAAGGGCCAUGUUCCACAAAUCCAGUCGAGUCUUUGAACAGACAAUCUUUACAGGAAGAUUGUACUAUUAUUCAAGCUUUGAUGGAAAACAUUUACCUCGAAGAUCGCCUACAUGCUGUAAAAACAGCAGCUUGCAAAGAUAACGUAACAACAUCAUACAAAGCAUCACCUAUUAAACCGAAAAACAAACGAAAGCGCACAAGUGUUGGUAAUUCAAAAGAUGAAGGUCCACCAGAUAAACGCAGACAUCUGCUUUCCAAUAAAAGGAUGCCGAGUGGACGAACUUUGAUCAAUCAUCUCAUUGAGGUGGAAUAUGACGAAAAGGACAAAUCAGGAAAGGUAACAAAGUAUUGGGGUUGGUGUAAGGGACAGAUAAUGGCGUAUCGAAAGAAUGCAGGGUACUUGGUUUUAUUUAUUUAUUUAUUUACUAGCUUUGUCAUAAAUGACUGGUGAUCCCUACAGGGCUUAUUGCCCCAUUCACAGGGUCCCUUAAACUAAACAUUUACUUCAAUUACAACACAUUUUAUCUACAAGGCUCGACAAAGGACGACACAAGUGACAUUUAACACGGACAGUUUUAAACGAUUGUGGUACAUUAAUGUCGUAUAUAAGUUCAGUCAUUUCGUGAUAAUAUUACAACAAGUAUGAUUUGAAUUGGCCAAUUGUGAUGUCAGCGUUACGGAUAUAAGAUGGCAAGCAAUUAUAUGUUCUAGGAGCUCUAUUAAAAUAGCUAUUUUGAAAAGUUAAAGUGUUUACUCCAGGAAUGUUAGUUCAAAUACUUUUAGUUGAAUUGUGUCUUGUGACACGACCACUAGACUUCACAACAAUGUUUGGAUCAUUUGACUUCAGAGCUUUGAAGAAAUAUACUCUACGUGGUACUCAUGCCAGUAGCACAAAGGCAGUAAGCCUGUUAAUAGCAGCCGAUCUUUAUAAUUGGUUUCAGACUGAAACAAUAAGGAUAAUAUAAACCUUGUUGGAUGCUGUUGUACUUUCUCGAGAUCAAGGAUACAUGCUACAGAUUGUGGUGACCAGACUUGUGAGCUAUACACGAAGUGACUUCGAACUAAUGUUUUAUACAGUGCUGUUCUUAUACGUGGAACGCGAAUGUUGGUUGAAGUCCUUCUUAUGAAUCCCAGCAUUCUGUUGGCCUUUGUACAUACAGCAUUAACUUGUUAAAUUUGCAGAUAUAAUAGACAGUAAUGGAAAUGUUGCUGAAGGGUGGUUGGACUGGAUAGAAGAUUUAGAGAGUAAUGACGUCCGUCUAAUAGAUCAGUGAAUUAGCAUUUGCAUGUUAACAGUUUGGUAGUUGAGUUGACAUUCUAUUUUCCUGUUAAACAAAGUAUUUAAAAAAUGAAGGCGUUCCCCAGUUUUACAUGCAAGAACCCUGAAUCCAGGCACUCAGGUAUAUAUUAUACCCUAUGCACUAUAUUUUCUUGGAGAUAAACUUAAUCUGCAUGGUGUUUUUACCUGUUAAAUUUACUGGAAGUAACUUCAAAUAUAGCAUUUUUGUCGCAAUAAACUGAUUAGCAUUGCCUUACUCAAUAUCACUUUUGUUUAAUUUAUUAAAGGUCCAGACACACCGGACGCGAUUCAACCAUGUGAUUUUUCGAUUUUCACUGACCGAUAACUUUCAUCCUAGUUUAAAUUUUCCAAAUGUUUAGAAGCGUUAUAACAUUUUGAGUUAUUUGGUCUACAAAUCUUUUAAAAUUUGCUCUCAUUGGCUGUUUUAUUAACUUUCAAAAACUAAAAAAUCGCAUUGCGUUGUCAAAUCGCGUUCUGACCUUAACAUGCAGCCAAAAGGGACAUCAAGGUGAAGUUUUUCUCCAAGAAAAUAUAUUGCAUUUUGUCUUACAAAAGUGUACUGAAUACAGCGAAACCCAGCAUAAAAGAACUAGUGGGUUAAGAAUUAUGCAAUCACUUAGAGAUUUAAAACUGUAGCAUCCAAAGAACUACGCACACCACACACUUUUUACAGGUAAACUAUGUGAAGCGUUCCUCUUCUGAGUUCCUAAGUUGAUUGCAAUUUUCGUAUUAUUUAGCGAAUUUGAAAAACUCACUUGCAAAUCCCUGGAAAUUUUCCUUAGUUCCUGAUAGAAGCUCUUAACUUCCUGUUACAAGUUGCAAUUGGCGAACAAAAAUAAUCCACCAGUGAUAACGCUCAGAACAGAACAGGAAUUUUGAAAGGAACUUUAUUUGCGUUGGAAUAUUGCAACGGCCGACAGGAAAAUUGCAAAUUCCCUUGAGGGAUUUGCGAAGAUUUUUCAAAUUUGCAAAUCUAAUUUUGAAAGUUCCAAAUGAGUUAGGAACACAAAAGAGGAAUGCUUCACAUAGUUUACCUGUAACAGUAACACUCAUCCCUAUAAAGGGUGUCUAAAAAAAAACGCUACGUAAUUUUAUAUUUCGCUAAUUUGUUUUGCUUCCCCUUACGCCGUAGUUUAACUGCCAUGGCGUUGAGUUUGUCUAAGGUACCUAUCUAUUAUGCACCUUUUCCUUUAUUUCUUAGAAUGACAUUGCUGCAUUGCUUGAACGGAUAAAAACUUUAGAGAGUUUCAGCCAGAUGUCCCAUCAGUCAUUUAUUACGCUUGUCUCAAUAUGGUUUAAGUAGUGCAUCUGAUUUUGACAAAUACCACACCCUCAAUUUAGCCAAAGCAAGCAGCAAGAGAAGCUCACCGCGUUCAUGACUCGAAGGCAUCGUUUUUGGAUGCAUCCAUUCAGACAUUGCGGUCUCAUGUUUCCAUCUCCCUUGACAAGUUUCAAGCCUAUUUCACUGCUUUAUUUUCUAACAAAGAUUAUACCAAGAUUCUUGAGUGUAUUGCUCGUGUUGAUAAAAGUGUUCCAGACAAAGGCACCGGCUUCUCGUUCCCCUGUUGAAAGGUCAUAUUCCCCUCGUCCUGCCUGCCGUGGUCGUGUCGUGUGUUUCCAUUGUGGCAUUCCUGGCCAUAUAGCCCCAAACUGCUUCAGACGUCGCAGUGAGUCUGGUUGGCAGAGCAAUGCUCCCUUCGGUCUGUACUUUGCACCAUAUCCGAGAUUGUUAGGACAAUCCCAACAGGACCAAUCAUCAAACAAUUCGCCACGGGGUUAGCAUGUUUCUAUGACAAACGUUUGAUCACGUUGUUGUGCACAUUCUUACAUUGUUAUACAUUUGCAUAACUCGUUAAUAAAAUUUGUUCUCUGCAUUUUUGUUUUUGUUUGUUUCUUUUUCUCCCCCCCCCCCUCUCUUCUGAAAGGUUGUCUUGCCUUUACUUGGGUGCCUUUUCUUUUUGACUGUUUGGAACAGGAAUCCAAUUCCUGCUCGGAUUACCGGGACUCAAAACUGUCAUCCCCUGGGUUCUGCAUUCAUAUUCUCUCUCUUACGUUCAUCUUUGUUCUUUCUUCUAACCUUCCGCCAAAAACGUACGUCUCGAAUCUGUAUUUCCCUUGUGGGAACCUGAUUUUCUCUACAUGAUAUAAAGCCUCCACCUCCACGUUGGGUUUGUUUUGACGGAUCGGACCCCGAUAAAUCCACUGGGAUGACAGAGAAUAAGGCCCAUAUACCCAAGCAGUUUCUUCAACAUGUUCUUCGUGGCGAACAACUUGCUGAUGUUACUCUUUAAGAAUUUUAUCCUGGCAUUUCCUUAUACAGAACUUUUGAAGGGAAAUCACCCGAUUAUUAGGUGUUUGAGUUUUGGUGUUUUGGGUUUCCUUGCGUUUGAGUGUUGGGUUUUCUUUGAGUUUUGGAGAUUUUCUGUGAGUUGGGUUAUCCAUGAGUCUUGAGGCAUGCAUCCCGAUGUGGCCGCCAGACUCCAUAACUCAAAGGAGUACGGGUAGGACCGGUGUAAAUAGGAUAUAUAUAUGAGUCACACCCAGAUAUAUGAGUCACACCCACUUUAGGUCAAGUGUCAGUUUGCUGAAGCAGGCUUUGUAGAACAACCGGUCUCAGAACAUACUUAAAUAAUAUACCUUGCUUUGUAUGUUCUCGGCAUUACCUGUACUCCGCAUCCUUCGGCCACUUCUUGUUUCCCACCCUUCCCACCUCGGGACAUUUCUUAUAUGCAUCACCAAACAAGUGGCUGCCAGACUCCAUAACUCAAAGGAGUACGGGUAGGACCGGUGUAAAUAAGGAUACUGUUAAAAACAACCUGUAUAUAUGCAUUAUGAUGUCACAAGGCUUGAUGCCUGCAAGGAAUGCUGGUCUUAAUAGUUAUCACCCGGGAAAAUGAAACAAUUCAAAAUGGCCACCAUCAAGAUUUUCCCUGGCGAUGACUAAUAAGACCAACAUUUCUUGUGGGCAUCAAGCCUUGUGACUUCAUUAUGCAGAAGGUCUAUUGUAUGCAUAUAAUGACCUUCUCAUGUUCAGCCAGUUAAUGACCUAAGUUGCUAGGGUAGUUUCAAACUUAAAAUACUUAAUGCUUAUGUAAUACCUAUAUAAUAUUGUAUGCCUAUUGAAAACAAUCUUUCACACUAACUUGAUCGUGUUUGAAUAGGUUUUAUUGAUUGAAUUGUCAUUUUAGUAUCAUUGUAAAUACUAUAAGUCAGUUGUUUUAAAUGGAAACAAAAAUUGCUAUUCAGGUUACCAAAGAUCGCAAGUUACCUUCAAGACUAAUUGAUUACAGAGCAGAAAUGGAAGAGACUCAAACGGUCUUGGAAACUGUAUUAGGCCAAAACGAAGAUAAAGACCAGGAAAUUCAACAUAUGCAAGAGGAUUCUUUCCCUGAUAAAGCUGAAGAAAGCCCCUCAGAAAAACAACCAUGUUGUCAAGAUAUGACCCUGGAUUGGUGA
Paramuricea clavata is the source of this 6223-nucleotide messenger RNA. The record is from the annotation of a GenBank genome assembly. Lineage: Eukaryota; Metazoa; Cnidaria; Anthozoa; Malacalcyonacea; Plexauridae.